AGGGCCUGAUGGGGGAGAUCGCACAAGUCUUGCUCGGCGGUGUGCUAGAGCAGGCCGUAGCCCGUUGCCGUGAGGACUUGGACAAGCAAAAGGAACAAACGGAAUUGCAGGCGUCAGCUCUUCGUGAAUGUCUGAUCGAGAUGCAAGAUCACAAGGCACAAGUGCAAGCACAGAGCAUGGAGAUAAAGAUGUUGUCUCAGCAGAUGGAAGACAUGCGUGAAGAUAUCAACUUCGAGACGAGAGGAUGCGUCGACGUAUCAUGUGGCAAAGUGAUGCAAGCCUGCCGUACUUUGAUUGCUGAGGAGGUGGAAACCCUGCGGAGAGAACUGCUGAGCCUCGGAGAAGAGAUGAAGCGGAAGAUUGAGGUGAACAGUUCUUCCCAGGGGAAAGAAUUGAGCACCUUGCGAGAAUUCAACGAGGUCUCCGAGAGAAAAUUGGAGGAAUUCAGCCAGAAACUCCAGCAGAUGCCAAAUCCCGCAGAUGCUUUGCAAGCACAGCAAGAUGCGGUUACUCUGGCUGAGAGCCACGCACAAAAGGCAAUGGAAGCAAAGGCGGCUUCAGAAGUCUCGGCUCAAACCACUGAAAACCACAUGAUGACAACUACCAAUGCUUUGACCGCCGUUCAAGAAAAUGUUACUCUGGCUGAGAGCCACGCACAAAAGGCAAUGGAAGCAAAGGCGGCUUCAGAAGUCUCGGCUCAAACCACUGAAAACCACAUGAUGACAACUACCAAUGCUUUGACCGCCGUUCAAGAAAAUGUGGCUUCAGCUGAGAGUCACGCCCAGAAGGCUCUCGCAGCGAAGGAAAGUUCAGAAUGCGCAGCGGAAUCCACUCAGAGCCAUGUUGCUGCUGCCACCAAUGCAUUGACAGCGGUACAAAACAAUGCCGACACGGUCCGCGAAAAGACAGUAGAGGUGGAGCAGCAUGUGGCUUUUGUCAAAGACAUUGUAAAGCAGAUGGUGGAUCAGGCUACUGCAUUGCAAGAGACUUCCUCUGCAGUGGCCUCCGCGAGUGACGCAGCAGCCAGUACAUUGGCCACUGAGGCUGAGAGGCACUUGGCGAAGAACUUGGCUGCGUUGCAGGAGCAGCUGACGGCUCAGUCCGAGGCACCGGACUCGUGGUGCGAUUCGUUGUUGUUUCGUCGUGUGGCUGUGGAUGAGAUGGCGGCCCGUGUGGCCCGUGUGGCUUUUUUGAUCGCAGUGCAGUCCGUCACAGCUUCCGAGGAAACUUUUAAGGCGUUCAUUUCGCGAUAUGGUCGCGAUUAUGAUUCCGGCACCUACCGGGAGCGCUUCCGGUUGUUCGAGAGCCGGGCUGAGGAGGUGCAUCGGUUAAAUGCGAAUCCGAAACGACGCUGGACGGCUGGCUUGGGACCGCUAGCAGAUUACACGGACGAGGAGUUGGCUGAACUUCGUGGCUGGCGAGGCACUGCAACUGCAGAAGGCCCCCAGGCUGCGCAGGCUGCGUUGGUCCAGGUGAAUAGCUUGCCAGAGCAAUUUUUGAACUGGACGACAUUGUCCUCUUUGCAGAACGUCUUUGAUCAGGGCAGCUGCGGCUCCUGCUGGGCCGUCACAAGUGCUGUGGUGCUCAUGGCACAUGCAGAGAUCUACCGAUCACCACAGCGGAGCUUUUCAGUUCAGGAGCUGGUGGACUGCGUGCCAAAUCCCAAUGCCUGCGGGGGCACCGGUGGAUGUUCAGGGGCCACGGUGGAACUGGCGAUGAACUACGCCAUGCACUUGGGCCUUCGGGAAGAAACUCAAAAUCCUUACCGACGCAGAACUGGAAGAUGCGGACUCUCAGGUGGCUCAGGUGGCUCGCUCUCUGCGUUUCAGGCAGAUGGCCAUCGAGAGGAUCUUGGGGAGGAAGCGGUUGACAUUGUGAAUCAAACAGCAGCGCAGAAUUACGAGGAUUUGGCAGCACUGAAGUACUUGCAUGAGCACCAGGACAUGUCUUCAGUGGGUGCUCGCCUAGCGGCGAAGGAUUCCUUGGGCUUGCAGAGUGGUCUCAGAGGUUGGCAGCGACUUCCAGUGAACAGCUAUGAGCCGCUGCUCCGUGCGGUCUACGAACGUGGUCCCGUGGGCGUUUCAGUGGCAGCGAGGACCUGGCACCUCUACUCCACUGGUGUCUUCGACUAUUGUGAUCAGGAUGCGGUUAUCGACCAUGCGGUCACCCUCAUUGGCUUCGGACGAGAUGAGAUGAUCUCCGAGAAGUUCUGGCUAAUCCAAAACUCCUGGGGGCAUAGCUGGGGAGAGGGUGGUCGGAUUCGGUUGCUGCGAGAUGAAGAGCAACGGUGCGGCUGGGAUCGACAAGCGCAGAAAGGCCGAAGCUGCUUGCAUGCCACUUGGCCACAUUGGUUGCAGAUGUCGCACGACCCACCCGGCCAAUUGGCAUAUUGGUCAGAGAUGCAGAAGCAGGUUGAGGCUCGGCCUGGGCAUUUGGGCAUUUGGCACGGGCAGGACAAACAAACAGCAAAAGGCAUCCGUGCCGCUCGGCGAGCCAUGACCAGUGAUGAUUCGUUACGAGAUCAGCUAUGUCAAAUAGAACAAAGCUUGGGUGUUUGUCAUGUGGCGGAGGUUCAGGCAUGGCAGGUCAAAGACACCGCAAAGACUGUCGAGAUCCCAAUGCCUGACAGUGCACUGGCUGGAAGUUUAAUUCGAAAAGAUUCGGGCCGAAUUCAACCGCUUCAACCGCUUCAAGCGCUUCAAGCGAACUCAGCGCUUCGAACUCAGCGCUUUGGGCCACAGCCGCAGAUGCUCCAGGUGCCGGCGCCAGGACCGCCACAACCGCCGCCGUCGGGACCGCCGUCGGGACCGUCGGGACCGUCGGGACGGGGUGAAAGUCAUUUGGGCGUCGCUCCUGCACCGUUGGACGCCGGUUUGAUGACGAAGCUGGAUGCUGCCGUGGAUCAGUUGAUCAAGGGCAGCGUUCGUCGUUUCACCGAAGUCAUCGAGUUGGGCCCCGCGACGGGCGCGACGGGCACCACUGGAGUUGCUGGUGCUGUGCUGAAGGUGGCUCCACGGCUGCCGCAGCAACUGGCAGAGAUUCGACAGCAGCUGCGUCAACUCUCAGCGGAUUGUGAUCGUUUGCAGGCUUUAGCCCAGGAGGAUGGGAAUGACGAUGCCAUCGAAAACAUGGAAGCAGAGCAUGCAAACACGAUGUCCACUUGUCCUUGUCUCAUGCUGGGCUUUUUGCUGCGAAGAUGUGGAGUCUAUGGUUUGUAUUUCCACAACGACGAGCAACGCUUCGUCCUGUCCAUCUCUGUAGAGAGAGAUCGUCACGAGAGUGACGAGAACAAUCAGAAUGAGCCAAAACAGGAGAGGAACAAUCUUCUGGAUGGUCUACGGGAUGGUUUGCGAGCUUCUUCUCAGGUCAUACUGAAGGGUUCCAGCAGGCUCGACACUCGCACUUUAGGCACAGUCUGGACUGAGACUGCAGAGGUCCGCCGUGCUUUGUUGGUGGGUCUGUGUUACCCGGCCACGAAUGCUGCGGCCAAACUUCCAGAACUCCAUGGAUCGUGGAAUGACGUCACGGACAUGCAAGAUUGGCUUCAGUCUGAGAACCUGUUCUCUGCCUCCGAGAUCCGCACGCUGACGGAUCAGCCCGGAAACGAGGGAAACGGCCGCGUGUCCCGAGAGCAGAUUUUGCAGGGCCUGCGAUGGUUACUCCUUGGUGAUGGAUCUGGCGAGGCACGGCUUUUGUUUCACUUCUCAGGGCAUGGCGAUGGACUGAAACUCUGUCCCAGCGAGGAAUCGGACCUACCGAUUUCGGACGGGGAACUCUCAGAGAUGAUCAAUGAGUUCCUCCCAGCCAAUGCGACCUUAACCUGCAUCUUCGAUUGUUGCGACGGCACCAAGAUGUUGGACGGGCUGCUGAAACAUCCCAUUGCCUUUGGAACAACACAGCCUUCCGUACCAGAGGAGCGGCUGAACCAGGUAGCACAAGACCUGGCUGAAAGCGUGAGGAUCACAGAUAUUUUGUCGCAGAAAAUCGAGGCCGUCGAACGGCAGUUUACCCUGGAACUCUCCAGCCACAAAGAGGACGUGGUGCAGAAGCUUCAAGUUGUCCGCGAGGUUUCGCCCAAAGAUGGCGAGGAUCCUGGAGUGAGUCAGGCUCGCCUCGAGGAGAUGAUCGGCACUGCACUGGAGAGGACAGAGCACUUGGAGCAAAGUUUGGUGGCCGUGACCAAUGGGCAUUCAGCAAAGAUCUCCAGCGAGGUCUCAGAUGCCCAUGCUUACCUCCAGGCAGAGAUCAACGACCUAAAGAGUCGCAGCACAAGCUGCGAGACAAGGCUCCUGGAAGAACUGGCUCGUGUGUCGGAGGCAGGUGCUGGCCCAUCGUCAUCUCAACGGACCCACGAGUCUCCACAUGGAAUGCGAGAUUGGAAGCUGAGUCCGAGCUUGCCGAGCUUGCCGAGUCAGAAGAGUCUGAGUCCGAGCUGGCUGGCCACUUCCAGCUACAACAAACUCAUCGCUCACUACAGCAAAGAAAGUGCUUGGACCGUGGCUGGGAAUAUUUUGCAGGAGGCCAAUCAAAGACGGAUUUUUUGUGAUUUAGUCACCUACAAUUCGGUUCUUGCCUUGAAGCAAUGGAAUCGCUCUUUGCAGCUGCUGGAGCAACUGCAUCGAAUUCAACUCGAAUUGGAUUUGAUCAGCCUCAACGCAAGUAUGGCAAGUAUUGGCAGUUGUAUCAGUUGUACGAGCAACUCCGAGCAUUGGCAGAAGAAUCGUGCUUGGCAGCUAGCUUUGCAUUUGGCGUCAGUUGUUCGAGUCAGAAAACUUGAGCCGAACAUCAUCACCAGCAACAGCCUGAUAAUGGCAUCUACGCGAGCUCAAAGAUGGAGGCAAGCGCUGGAAAGCUGGGACGGUCUCUCAGAAAAUCGCUUGGAACCCACUUCAAUGAGCUACACUGCUGCCAUGAACACCUGUGAAGCAGCAGGCAAAUGGCUUCAGGCUCUCGAAUUCCUGCAGGACAUGCAGUGGCGCAACGUCACCCACGUCGUCACGCAUACGGCUGCGAUCAGCGCAUGCGGAAAAUGUGGAGAUUGGCAGGGUGCCUUGUUCCUUCUUUAUGAUAUGGAGUCCUUGCGAAUGCAGCCAACUCUAGUAUCAAUCAAUGCAGCUAUGGAUGCUUGUGCCAUAGGAAACCAGUGGUUAGCAGCGAUGGAAUUGAUGCAGUGGAGUGGAAUGCAAUGGGAUGCCAUCACGUAUAGCUCUGUGAUUUGUGCAUGUGAGUGGACUAGUGCUCUAUCUCAUCUUACUGAAGCACAUUCAAAAACCCUAGCGCAGAUGGUGCUGCAAAACUCGUGCAUUUCUGCUGUACGGGAGCAGUGGCAGCGAAGUGUUCAGUUGCUGCUCGAUGCGUUGCAGUUGGCCUUGGAACCGACACUGAACACUUUGAACGCAGCAAUGGUGGCGUGCGCGGCCGAGUGGCCUCAAUCGUUGCAACUUCUAAGCCAGAUGGGGACGGGGACUCCGCAGAAUUCCGGGAAUCCUUCAAGGUCGAACUCGGAGAUCGUGAAGCUUUUUUCAUAUCUGAAGCCUGAUGCCACAACCUUCACUUCAGUGCUGAUGUCCAACGAUGGCGAUUGGCAACGCGCUGUUCAUCUUUUCAGCAAAUUUCAGAACUUUCAGCCCGAUCUUGUGGCAUACAAUGCCUUAAUGUACGCUUGUGCCAAGGGCUUUCAGUGGGACAAAACCUUGCAAAUUCUGAAUGACCUGAAUGACCUGAACGUCAUAGGGCGUAAAGAAAGCCAUGGAAUGAAUGGAAUGAAUGGAGAUUCCAAUGAGAAGAGCUUUCUCAUAGCCAUGCACGCUUGCAAUCUGUCCAAGAAAUGGCAACACGUUCUUUUGGUCCUUGAGAAGGCCUUGACAAAUCAGAUAGCCACUCCAGCUGUCUACCACGUGGUCAUGGAAGGGAGCAGAGAACAUCCAUGGCAUGUGGUUUUAAGGUUGCUGCAUGAUAUGCGGCUGCGUGGAUUCUUGGACCGUCAGACCGUCAUCUUCGCCAUGAAACAAGUUCUCAUGGACGACGACGAUGAAGGUGAAGCUCCAAAUUCAGAAGGACCUGUACCGGAAGACCUUGACGGCCUUGAAGGCCUUGAACUACCCGAAGGAUCAUGCGUCAGCGUCUCGAGCUAUCGAGGCUUUGAGGAUUUCUGGAGCCAACUUGGCGGUCGGAGUCGCAGAGAAAAGGAUAGAAAAAGACCUCUGCAGACGGCGUCGCCUGGGACUCAUUCAACUCCAGAAAAGGAGUCACCUGACACACCUGACACACCUGACACACCUGACACACCUGACACACCU
This is a messenger RNA of Cladocopium goreaui, 6299 nucleotides long. The record is from the annotation of a GenBank genome assembly. NCBI's taxonomy places the organism in Eukaryota, Dinophyceae, Suessiales, Symbiodiniaceae.